UGAAGCAACUGUGCAACUGCUCAUGAGACUGCAGAUUUGAGGUUGUCAAUCCUUUGAAUCGAACGCCCGCUUUUCCAGUUUGUUUCCAUUAAUUCACUAGUGAAAAACAUUAAUUAGCGUCAUCUGAUUAUCACAAUUAGGUUAAAUUGUUGAGAUGGAUAGACUAUUACGGUUAGGAGGGGGCAUGACGGGUUUGAAUCAGGGACCACCACCCUCUGAUGCUCCCGUUGUUGACACUGCGGAGCAGGUCUACAUUUCCUCACUGGCAUUGUUAAAAAUGCUGAAGCACGGUAGAGCUGGUGUCCCUAUGGAAGUCAUGGGACUAAUGCUGGGAGAGUUCGUCGAUGAUUACACUGUCCGGGUCAUUGAUGUCUUCGCAAUGCCUCAGACAGGGACUGGUGUGAGUGUCGAAGCGGUGGAUCCAGUAUUCCAGGCGAAAAUGUUGGACAUGUUGAAGCAGACAGGGAGGCCAGAAAUGGUGGUGGGAUGGUAUCACUCGCAUCCAGGAUUCGGUUGUUGGUUAUCUGGUGUUGAUAUCAACACACAACAGUCCUUCGAGGCCCUCAGUGAACGGGCAGUCGCUGUUGUCAUUGAUCCCAUUCAAUCGGUGAAGGGAAAGGUUGUCAUCGAUGCAUUUAGAUUAAUAAAUCCCAACAUGAUGGUGCUGGGCCAGGAACCUCGCCAGACGACCUCCAACCUGGGCCAUCUCCAGAAGCCCUCGGUUCAGGCCCUCAUUCAUGGACUCAAUCGUCAUUAUUACAGCAUCAGUAUCAAUUAUCGUAAGAACGAACUGGAGCAGAAGAUGCUGCUGAAUCUUCAUAAAAAAACUUGGAUGGAUGGACUUACCCUUGCUGAGUACUCUGAUCACAGUAGAUUGAAUGAGAACACUGUGGCUGAGAUGCUGGAGCUGGCCAAGAAUUAUAACAAGGCACUGGAAGAUGAAGAAAAAAUGACACCCGAGCAGUUGGCAAUAAAGAAUGUGGGUAAACAAGACCCAAAACGUCACUUGGAAGAGAAAGUAGAUAUGCUCAUGUCCACAAAUAUCGUGCAAUGCCUAGGAGCAAUGCUCGAUACUGUUGUCUUCAAAUAACUCAUUGUAUAUGAAUAAAAUUUCCACGCGAACAUUUUACGAAAUACAACUACUGUUUAAGAAAUGAAUUUAUGAUGUUUUUGCUCGUAUUUUCAAGAAAUAUCAUUUUUCUACGUUUGCUGAAUUAUUUCUCUUGAUAAUCAUGGAUUUUGUUAAUAAAUCUAAUACAUCUUGGCGG
This is a messenger RNA of Diachasmimorpha longicaudata, 1268 nucleotides long. It is a transcript of the gene Rpn11, whose product is annotated as 26S proteasome non-ATPase regulatory subunit 14. The coding region runs from base 155 to 1090 and encodes 311 amino acids. The transcript has 6 exons. Gene Ontology annotation, molecular function: proteasome binding; protein binding; metallopeptidase activity. Lineage: Eukaryota; Metazoa; Arthropoda; Insecta; Hymenoptera; Braconidae. Gene Ontology annotation, biological process: proteasome-mediated ubiquitin-dependent protein catabolic process; protein deubiquitination. Gene Ontology annotation, cellular component: proteasome regulatory particle, lid subcomplex. The record is from RefSeq and is a predicted model, not a curated record.